GUGCUCAAUGGACUGUGAUCGGGUGCCGGCGCGACGCGCCAAGACGCCGCCGCCGCACUUUGGGCGCGGCUAUGGCAAUGUGAGCAACAUCGUGGAGAACUUCCGGCGCAUCCUGAGGAGUCGCAUGAGCAACGACGAGGCGGAGAUGCAGCAGACGAAGGAGAAGGUCGCCCACGCGGAGACCUUCAUCAAUGCCAUGGGCUCGGCCAAGACGACGAAGAAUCGCAACUCGAGUCGCUUCGGGAAGUUCUUCGAUGUGGCAUUUGACUUCAAGGGGGACGUGAUUGGUGGCCACAUCUAUCACUAUAUGCUGGAGAAGACGCGCGUGACGAGUGUGGCGGAGAACGAGAGGAACUUCAAUGUGUUCUAUCAAUUGCUGGCCGGAGCGGACAUUCAUCUGCUGAAGGCGCUGAAAUUGCAGCGCAACAUCGAGAAGUACGAAGUAUUGAGGAGCAGCAUUGCCACUGAAGAAGAUCGUCAGGCGUUCAGUCGCACGAAGCGGAGUCUCGACGUGAUUGGCUUCACGUGUGAGGAGAUCACGUCAAUCUUCCGCAUCUUGGCGGUUGUGCUGAAGUUGGGCAAUCUGAUCUUCCUGCCGACGACGAAUAUUGAUGGCACUGAAGGAUGCUCAAUAGCGAAUGAGUAUGAAGUGGUGGAGAUUUCGCAGCUGCUGGAGAUUCACGUCGACAUCCUGGUGCUCUGUCUCACGCGCACCAGCACGAGUUGGACGCAAAUUCCGGACAAUUGGGUGGAAGUGGACGCCGAGGCGGCCACGAAGAUGAAGCAGACGCUGUGCAGAACACUGUACGGACGCCUGUUCGUGUGGAUUGUGGCGCGCGUGAAUGAGGAGAUCAAGAGCACACGCCUCAAUGGGCACAAGCGACACGUGGGCAUUCUGGAUUUCUCCGGAUUUGAGGUACUGGAGCGGAAUUCGCUGGAGCAACUGGCGAUUAACUACUGCAGUGAGCGUCUUCAGCAGCACUUUCUCGUGUCUGUGCUGAAGGAGCAGCAGGAGUUGUACGUGCGUGAGGGUCUGGAGUGGACUCGCGUGGACUUCUUUGACAAUUGCGGCAUCUGUGAUUUAUUCGAUCGGCCCAAUUAUGGUAUUCUCAGUCUCCUGGAUGAGCCUCAUGUGAGCUGCGAUGACAUCUACUUGACGCGCAUCCAUCAGUGCUCGGAUGGACAUCCAAAUUUCCUCUCUGACGACCUCGCCAGCUGCCCCAACAGCUUCCAGAUUCGCCACUUUGCCGGCACUGUGAGCUACAGUGUGCAGCACUUUGUGGAGAAGAAUGCCGAUCACUUGCCGCGCAGCGUGAGUUACGGACUGUUCCAGAGCAAUUUGCCCAUUGUGCAGAGUCUCUUUCCCGAGGGAAAUCCCAAGCGCAGCACGAAGCGACCAGCGUCGGUGGCGAGCAAUCUGCGCGUGGGAAUGCACACGUUGCUGAAGACUCUGGCGCGGCGGAAGUGUCACUAUGUGUUCUGCCUGAAGCCGAAUGAUUUCGAGGAGCCGCGGCACUUUGAGAUGUCUCUGAUUCAGCACCAGGUGCGAUAUCUCAGUCUCAUGCCCGUGCUGAAUGUCUGGCGCGACGGAUACUGCUUCAGCAUGAGCCACGUGGCCUUCCUGGCGCGCUACAAGUUGCUGAACAAUCUCACGUGGCCGCACUUCGCGAGGGGAUCAGUUGUGGAGGCGAUUGCACUGAUUGUGCGCUCUCUGCCGCUGCCCACGGCCGAGUUCACCAUCUGCACGCAGAGAGUGUUCAUCCGGAGUCCCAGGACUGUGAUUGAGAUGGAGGAGUUCCGCAGGAUGCGACUGGGCGAACUGGCGACGCUCGUGCAGAAGAUAUUCCGCGGAUACAGGGACAGGAGGAGGUUUCUCAGGCUGCGCAGCAGUCAAAUCAAGAUCGCCAAGAUAUGGAGAUCAUACAGGUCAAAUUCCGAGUAUCGCGUCGUGAAGUAUCGCCGACGCGUUCACUGGGCAGUUGAGGUGAUCCAGAAGCACUAUAUUCAGUGGAAGCGUCGCCACUUCCUGCUCCUACUGCCACAUCGUCUUCCGUUGGACAGCUUGAGUCCAUUGUGCACUGAAUGGCCGCGCGUGCCGCACUUUUUGGCUGAGACGUCGCAGCUUCUGCGUAAAAUCUACCAUCGAUGGCGAUGCUACAAGUACAGGAAAAUGUUCGACCAAACGGCACGCAAUCGCAUGAGGGAGAAAGUCACUGCCAGCAUCAUUUUCAGGGAGCGCAAAGCGUGCUACAGCCGAAGUAUUGGGCGUCCUUUUAUCGGGGAUUAUGUGCGUCUGAGGCAGAAUAUUCAGUGGAAGAGGAUCUGCAUGGAGACGAAUGAUCAAUAUGUGGUGUUUGCUGAUAUCAUCAAUAAGAUCACGAGAACGAGUGGAAAGUUUGUGCCAAUUUUGCUGGUUUUAUCGACAAGUUCAAUGCUUUUGUUGGACCAAAAGACCCUCCAAGUGAAAUAUCGUGUUCCAGCCACGGAAAUUUAUCGCCUCUCCCUCUCACCAUAUCCAGACGACAUUGCUGUUUUCCACAUCAGACCCGAAAGUCCUCGAUGUCGCCAUGGAACAAUGUAUCACCACGAAGCCACGGACUCUCCCACAGGAUGUCUGUUUCAGUCGGAAAUGAGUCGGCAGAAGGGUGAUUUUGCCUUUCAAACGUGUCACGUCAUUGAAAUUGUCACGAAACUCUUUCUCGUCAUACAAAAUGCCACAGCAAAGCCACCAGAGGUUCACAUAAGUACUGAAUUCGAGGCCAAUUUCAAUCAGCAGACAGUCAUUUUUACCUUUAAGUGCGGUCGUGUACCUGAAGCAACGCCAAAAGUCAGUCGCAAAGGAAAUCGCAUGGAAAUUGUUAUUUGAAUAUCGAAGGAUUCUGUGUGUUAGAAGGGAAGUUUGGGUUUUUUGCAAUAAUCGUGCGCACAAUUAAAUUCAAUGUCUUCUUCAGCAAAAGAUUGCUCACUUUGAGUGGAUUUGGAUGGAUUGUUAGGACUCAAAAUUUCUCACUAUUUGUUCUUUUCUUAUUCCACAUAAAAUGUGCAUAAAUUUUUAGCAAUGAUAUAAUUGUGAAAUUAAAAUGUAGAACUUUUUAGGUGAAAUUCACUGAGAAAAAAUAUAGUACAAAUAGUGGAUUGAAUUGGUCAAAAAAAAAUAAACAAGAAGAAAUUAAAUGAAAGUUUGCACAAUAAAUGAGACACAAUAAGAAAGCCUUAGAGAAGCCACAAAAAGAAGAAGAAGAAAAAAAUAAGAUGGUCAUAAAAUAGUUGUUGAAUGCAGAGAAAUGUUUCAAUUAACCAAUAUAUAUAUAUAUAUAUAGUAGGAAAAGUUAAUUCAUCAAAACAUAUCUUGAGAAAAGUAUUUUUCUGAUUUGUUUUUCUUUUCUGUCCAUCACAAAACGCACUUUUGUCACAGUUUAUUUUAGUGUGUUCUAACAAAAGCAGAGAAAAUAAAGUGAAUUAUUAAAAUAUAUGGUAAUUUAGGAUAAAAUUCAAUUAAUUGAUAUUAAAUUAUAUAGAGAAAAAAAGUUAUUCAAUCGUAGAAUUUAUCACUCUUCACAAAAAUGAAAAGAAAAAAAAAUCCUCUAAUGAAGUGUUGUGUUAACAAAAUCACUGCCACUUGUUGAAAAAGUUAUUAAAAAAAAGAAAAGAAAUUGUAGCAUAUUAGAGAGAUAGAGAAAAUGUAAAAGAAGCUUUUGAGAAGGUGUUCGCCUAAUAAAUCACACCUAAAAGAAAAAAAGAAACACAGAGAAAUUGAGAGCGCGAAUCUUCAUAAAUAGUUAAAUUUCUCUCAUAACAUUUAUUCGGCUGAUAAAAUGAUCAAAGAAACACUGCAUAUAAAAUCGAAUUUAAAGGGAAAUACAAAAGGAGAAGAAGAAGAAGAUGAAAAUGGGGAGGAAAAUUGAGAUAACACUGAUGAUAAUAAAUGAAAUCAAAGAUUGUUGACUGUAAACGAGGCGUAAGAAUGCGUUGGAGUUAUGCAAAUAAAUGAAUUCCACUGAGAGAAAAGCACCGAAAUAACAAAAGACUUUUGACUAAUUUUUCUGUAUAAUUUAUUGUUAUACUUAAAAUUUUCGUCACUUUUUUUUUAUUUUUUUUCACAUAUUCCUUCCAUACAUCACUAAUUUUAAAAUUAAUAUAGGGUUUUUUUAGUGGAUUUUCUUUUCGUCACUUCUUACAUAUCUCUUGUUUCUCCCUUUUUCUCCCUCUCAAAAUGUCUCUAUAUUCUUGCUCUUCGUCACUGUCGUCUGCUUUUCCCUUCUUUCCUUUUCUCUUGUUUUUAAUAAUAAUAAUUAAUAAUAAUUCAUGCACCUACUUAAUAUUGUUUUCUGUUUUUCCUCCUUCUCUCUUUCUCGGGAAAUUAAUAUGAAAAUUACAUAAUGUUUCAUGACAAAACUUCACAAAUUCUUGUUUCCAUUUUUUUACUCUACAUUUUUUUUCUCUGUUCCAUUUCUUCAUGAGGGGGUGGAAGAUUAUUAAAAAAAAAAACAGUUGAGAGUGAAUCUGAAAUAUGACAAAAAUGACUAAAUUAAAAAUCUAAGAAGUAAAAACAGUCACACAAUAAUCUCAAUUUGUACGUAUUUUCCUUUCAUAUGAAUGAUUUUCUCUCGUUAUUUGCAUUUUAUGUUUUCAUUUUGGGGGAAUUUUUGUACAAAAUUCUUACAUAUUUCCACUAUUUCUGUUCUUUUUCCUUCUCUCUUUUUCUAGCUGUACAAAUUGAAAUUAAUGCAGUGGAAAAUUUAACUACAUUUUAUUCUCCACAUUAUUUUUUUUACAAAUUGAAUACAAAAUAAGCACUUUUUGUAAAUUUUUAAUAAUUGGUAAGGGGAGGAAAAAUAAAAAAAAAGAUUUUUGUGCGAAAAUUCAUAAUUUUCCUGUUUCUAUUUAUUUACUUUUUUUGUAUGACUCUUAAAACUUAUACUUUUAAUGCUCAUUUCGUGUGUUUUUUUUGUGUAUUUCUUUAAUGUGUUCAAUGUGAUGAAAUAUUUUCAAUGCGCUUGUUGUUUUUUGAUCAUAAAAUUGAUGGUAUUAUUUAUAAUUAUUUAUUCUUUUUCACAAUAAAAAUUACACAUUUUCCUUCACGUCUUCUUCUACACUUGGCUUCGCUUUGUCACCAUUAUAUAAUCAAUAAAAUUAUCCUCUUUAUCUACUAAAAUGUGUAUAAAAUGAUUUUCUCUCUCUCUUUUACCUUUAAUAAGCUUUGAUGAUAUAUAUUAUUAUUUACUUUAAAAGAAAAAUUGAAAAAUUGGGGAGGAGGACAAAUAAUAUUUAGAAAUGAAUCUAAAUUAACGAUUGUCACACAUUUUCUUCCUGUUCUUUUUUUCUUGAAAUUCUUCUUCGGGUUUACAAAGUCAGUUGAAUGUGAUUUAAAGUUAAAGAAUGAAUGAUUUUUUUUUUUAAAUAUUUAUAUCGCUUUGUUGCUGCUUUUUUCUUUAAAUCUUUGACUACAUUUAGUUUUCUCCAUUAAACUCUUAUUCCAUUGUUUUAUUAAUGCACUUUAAUUGUCACUUUUACAGAGUGUUUGAAAUGAAGAGUUGUGUUAAGUUUUUUCAUUUUCUUUCUUUUCGUUUUAAAAUUUGUCAAAAUUACUCAAAGAUUCACUUUUUAAAGCUUUUUGUUGAUUUUUUUCUCUCAUCCUUAACAUAUUCUCUUGUUCGUUUCACUUAUUAUUUUUAUUCUCAUUUUACGUCAAUAAAGUGCAUUUUUGCUCAAUUUCUUUUUUUUUACUAAUUUUUUUAUCUUUGCAUUUAUUACACGAAAAUAAAGGGGAAAUCAAUCAUUAUGUUUAUCAACAAUUAAUAGCUCUUUAAUACACUUCUUUGUAUAAUUUCACAUUUUUUUUUCUUCCAUUUAAAUUUACUUUCCGAGGAGACAAUCGCAAAUUUAUAUAUUUACUUUAAAAAUCUUAUCCAUUUAAUUGCACACCCUAAUAAAAACUAAUAUAUUUUUUCUCACAAUUAAAAUUAUAUCAAUUUUCUUACUCAUGAAUUUACUUACAAGAGAAAAAAAAAUUCUUCCUGGGUUUUGUCAAAGGACAAAAAUCCUUUUCUUUUCAUAUAAUGUAAAAAGAAUUAAACUUAGAAAAAAAAUUCAUCCCACAUAGAAAUUAGAAAAUUAUCUAAAGUAGCUUACAAAAAAAAAAGAAUCUCAAUACAAUAUAUAUAAAAAGAAAAUCUGUGGCUUUUUUUUAUCUGUGUGGAAAAGAAGAAAGAUAAAAUGUAGAAAAAAGAUUGCAAAAAAAAAACAGUCAAAAAGUUCUUAGAGGAAUUCUACUUUUUGGGUUGUUUUUCUCCUUUUUCUCACUUCUUGCAUUGUUAAAAUGUUGUGUGCAAUUUGACAUUCGCUGAUGCUAUUAAUGCUUUUCAGUUUCCUUAUAUAUCAAUGUUAUGAGUUUUUAGAAUUUGUUGCUUCAUUAAGAGGUUUGGUUUUGCUCGAAAAAAGAAAAUACAAAAAAGAAGAAGAAAA
Molecule: messenger RNA, 6465 nt
Organism: Phlebotomus argentipes
Lineage: Eukaryota; Metazoa; Arthropoda; Insecta; Diptera; Psychodidae
Gene: Myo95E
Product: unconventional myosin-Ia
Exons: 7
Coding region: 8-2866 (952 amino acids)
Biological process (GO): actin filament organization; vesicle transport along actin filament
Cellular component (GO): vesicle; plasma membrane; actin cytoskeleton
Molecular function (GO): microfilament motor activity; actin filament binding; ATP binding
Source: RefSeq, a predicted model, not a curated record